Molecule: messenger RNA, 1506 nt
Organism: Aspergillus ochraceoroseus IBT 24754
Lineage: Eukaryota; Fungi; Ascomycota; Eurotiomycetes; Eurotiales; Aspergillaceae
Exons: 3
Coding region: 1-1506 (501 amino acids)
Biological process (GO): protein phosphorylation
Molecular function (GO): protein kinase activity; ATP binding
Source: RefSeq, a predicted model, not a curated record
AUGGCAGACCCUCUCUCAAUCCUCCAAACAGUCGACCUGUGCUUCAAAUGGGGCGGAAUAUUGAUCGAAGUAUGCUCUGCAUUUGUUCAUGCGGAGAGAGAACUCGUUGAACAAGUGGUCCGCGUGAGAAACUAUUGGGUACGUGCUGAGGUUCAAUUGAAGCUGGUUCGAAGCAUUGCCCACACGCUGGAGGAGGAGCACCAGAAAAUCCAAAACGAGACGUUGGAUGUGCUUGCAAACAAACUGAAGAUUACGGUGGGUAUUAUCAAGUCAGUCACCAAGGAUGAUAGUGUACGGCGUGCCAAAUAUGCGUUGCUCCAGAAGAAGAUCGAGAACGCAAUCCGUGAACUCGAGGGUUGGCAGCAGAUGUUUGACCCUUCCUGGUACUUGAUUAUGAAGGCGGCAACCUCUCAAAUUGAUUCCGAACUGAAGAUGUAUAACAAAUCGGCCUCUCCCGAUACCGUUGCUCCCAUUUCCUCGGCGCAGGCGCUGAGACGUGCUUUGAAUCCCGAGCCAGCCAGCACCGUGCCCAUCUUUCUCCAGGCAAAUGGGCUGGAGUCGCUUCAAAUCCGGCAUAUACCUUUCUGUUCUGCGCAGCUGGGAAUGCGAAAUGAUCCCACCAAGUCUCUGAUCUUAGAGAGGUUCGACAUUGGACCAGGAGGUAAUGUGAAACAGGUCGAGAGAGACGUCCGAGAUUUGGCCAGGAAGCUCACCAACUGCAACCCUCUUGAGUUUGGCCUGUUCAACUGCAAAGGAGUAGUUAAGCAUUACGAUGGAGGCAUAGCCCCUGACUUACCUAGUGCAUUCACUUUCAUCUUUCGAAUGCCGCCUGGAUUUUCGGGGCCUCGCAGUCUGCGUAGUUGUCUUCAGGGGACGAGAACAUCCGACUCGCUUUCAGAUCGGUUUAGGCUAGCAAACGAGCUCGCAAGAUCUGUCGGCUACGUUCAUACGUUUGGGUUUGUUCACAAGAACAUUCGUCCCGAGACAAUCUUAGUCCUGCAAAGGAAUGAAGAUUCGUCAACCGACUCUGCAUUCCUUCUUGGCUUUGAUAGUUUCCGCACCGCUGAAGGCAAGACAUCACGCAGCGCCAAUGCCGCCUGGGAAAGAUGUCUAUACCAGCACCCCAGUCGUAUGGGUUCGGUUGCGAAGGAGGAUUAUAUUAUGCAGCAUGAUAUAUACAGUCUAGGCGUCUGCCUGUUGGAACUGGGGAUGUGGGAGUCGUUUAUAGAAUACGACAGCAAGGGAGGCAUCUCUCCUACUUCUCGUCUGGGAGAAGAGAUUUCCCCUCAGCUAUUCAAAGAAACUUUGCUAUCUAUGGCUCGCAGAGAACUAAAGAGCCGAAUGGGGACCAUGUACUCUGAGGUCGUCGAGACAUGCCUGACGAGUCUGGAUCCGGGCAACGCGGAUUUUGGCGACGAGAGUGAGUUUCAAGAUGAAGAUGGGAUACAGGUGGGAGUUCGGUAUAUUGAGAAGGUUACAAUGCGACUCAGUAACAUCUCCGUUUGA